Molecule: messenger RNA, 309 nt
Organism: Symbiodinium natans
Lineage: Eukaryota; Dinophyceae; Suessiales; Symbiodiniaceae
Source: the annotation of a GenBank genome assembly
AUGCAUUUCGGAGGUGCCCCCCAUGUGGCUGAGAGCCUUCACUUCGUGGUUUGCUAUCAGUAUCUUCCGGUCAAAACACGGCACCCGACGACUGCACAAGCUUCGAGAUCGAGCUGCUUGGAGGACUCCGAUGGCGGGAGACUCUGGGACAACAUUUGGGCAUGUUUCCGCCUGCAUCCCCGAGAAGAUCGUGUGGCCGCAGCGUGGCGGUCGGCUUCCGCUCCGGUGGCCGACCGUCACCCGGCAACAGCUGGACCACGCCCAGUGCUUCAUCCGGCCCCGGCAAAAAGUGCGUUGAGCCACUUGUAG